This is a messenger RNA of Labeo rohita (rohu), 1141 nucleotides long. RefSeq names its product C-factor-like. The record is from RefSeq and is a predicted model, not a curated record. The transcript has 6 exons. Lineage: Eukaryota; Metazoa; Chordata; Actinopteri; Cypriniformes; Cyprinidae. The coding region runs from base 226 to 996 and encodes 256 amino acids.
UUACAGCUUCUGGAAGGCAUCCAUGCAGUUUUAUUACUCAAAGCAAUCAUGUUCACGCUCGUAUGUUCACGCUGAGUCACUUUGAAAUGUCAUCUUGACUUAUCAUGAUUACAAAUAUUAAAAGGACCAGUGCAAUAUGGGCGUGGACUCCACUCUGCAUCCUGUAUAAAAAGCCAUAUAGUGCGGCAGGGUUAGUUGACAGAACCAGACUGAUCAACUUUGAACAUGGCCGCUUUAAAGGGAUGCAGUGCUUUAGUGACAGGAGGCAACCGAGGCUUGGGUUUAGAAAUGGUCAAGCAACUCCUGGAGGCCCAGUGCUCAAAGGUUUUUGCUGGAUGUCGUGACCCAGAUGGACCAAACUCUGAGGCUCUGAGAGAACUGGCCAAAAAGCAUCCAGAUGUUAUCACUCUUGUGAAGCUUGAUGUUUCUGAUCCUGGCAGUAUCAAAGAGUCGGCACAAAAAGUAGGCUCUCUACUGGGAAAGAACGGCUUGAACCUGAUCCUGAAUAAUGCUGCAGUGUUACCACAAAAAACCAUGCUGACCACCACUGUUGAGGACAUGAUAAACACCUUCAACACCAAUGUGAUAGGACCCUUGUUUGUCAUUCGGGAGUACCUGCCGUAUUUGAAAACAGCAGCUAAAGCCAGUGGCAAACCAGGGAUGUCAUGUGAUAAAGCAGCUGUGAUCAACAUCUCCACAGAUGCGUCGUCUAUGGCCAUCAUGCCAGUACUGAAAGAGCCAUUCCCACUAUUCCCAUACAGCAUCAGCAAGGCUGGUCUUAACAUGUUGACCAUAUAUACUGCUAGAGACUUCAAGGCAGACGAGAUCCUCUGCAUUUCCAUUCACCCCGGAUGGGUGAGAACAGACAUGGGGGGAGAUAAGGCACCUAUUGAUGCCAGACAAAGUGUGGAGGGAGUGUUAAGUGUCGUUAGCAGUCUUACUGAAAAGCAGCAUGGUGGAUUCUUAGACUAUACUGGAAAAACAAUGCCCUGGUAAACCAGAAAAAAAUAACCUGUGGAGGUUUAUCAAAAGGCUAUCCAGAUGACCCAUUUCACCCAUUAUAAAUAAAGUGAUAAGCACGGUCAUUAAUGUUUAUGACAUGUUCAACUUCAUUGUCUGUGUGUUCAAUAUAAUAAACUAA